CAAUUUCACAUAAUUUUGCCGACAAUCAAGAUAAGUGUACCGAAGAGAUAUAACUCUCCAAGUCUUAUUCCACUUAGCAUAUUUACAACAUACAUAUACGUAGGUUUUGGUAGAACGAAAACCCUACGUAAGCACAAGUAUCAUUUUCAGCAUACGCGGAAACACGUAGCAAUACACAAAAGUGAAAUGACAAUAAAACAACAAAACAAAACAGCACAUAACAUUCAUUCGUAGAUCUCCUUCUCCAUUAUCAAAGCCCAAAGGACUUCACCAGAGCCUUUUUCCAAUGGCUCUGUCGUAGUAUUCAUUAAUUAGUUUGCGGGCGAUGGAUUAGCCCCCACGGGUGCGGAUGGAACUGAAGCCGGAACGCCUGCUGGGGUUGGAACGGAAGAUGGAACGCCAACUGGCGAUGGAACUGAAGUCGGAACGCCUGCUGGGGUUGGAACGGAAGAUGGAACGCCUAGUGCAGAUGGAACGGAAGACGGAACGCCUGCUGGGGUUGGAACGGAAGAUGGAACGCUAACUGGCGAUGGAACUGAAGCCGGAACGCCUGCUGGGGUUGGAACGGAAGAUGGAACACCUAGUGCAGAUGGAACGGAAGACGGAAUGCCUGCUGGGGUUGGAACGGAAGUCGGAAUGCCUGCUGGGGUCGGGACUGAAGAAGGAACGCCAGCUGGGGUUGGAAUAGAAGAUGGAACGCUGACUGGGGAUGGAACGGAAGAGGGAACGCCAUUGACGCCUGCUGGGGAUGGAACGGAAGUCGGAACGCCUGCUGGCGAUGGAACUGAAACCGGAACGCCUGCUGGGGAGGGAACAGAAGAUGGAACGCCUGCUAGGGAUGGAACGGAAGAUGGAACGCCGGCUGGGGAUGGAACUGAAGCCGGAACGCCGGCUGGGGAUGGAACGGAAGCCGGAACGCCUGUUGGGGAUGGAACUGAAGCCGGAACGCCAGCUGGGGAUGGAACAGAUGAUGGAACACCGACUGGGGAUGGAACUGAGGCCGGAACACCUGCUGGUGAUGGAACUGAAACCGGAACGCCUGCUGGGGAGGGAACGGAAGAUGGAACGCCUGCUAGGGAUGGAACGGAAGAUGGAACGCCGGCUGGGGAUGGAACUGAAGCCGGAACUCCUGCUGGGGAUGGAACGGAAGAUGGAACGCCGGCUGGGGAUGGAAAUGAAGAUGGAACUCCAGCGACGCCGGGAACACCUGCUACGGAUGGAACUGACACAGGAACGCCAGCAGGGACAGGCACGCCUUUGGCUGAGAGAAGUUGGCGAGCCGCCAUUCCAACCUCCACAUUGGAAAAUGAGACACCAAGGAAGACAGUAAAAAGGAAGAAGAUCGAGGACUUGGAAGCGGCUGCCAUUUUUUUCCAACUGUAGUAUGGCAACUUCAGUCUAACUCGCAGAUGGUUAGCUUGCCUUGUGUGUUUCAAGUAGGCUCUGUUGGGGUCGUUUAUAUAGAGAAACUUGG
This is a messenger RNA of Linum tenue, 1474 nucleotides long. The record is from the annotation of a GenBank genome assembly. Lineage: Eukaryota; Viridiplantae; Streptophyta; Magnoliopsida; Malpighiales; Linaceae.